GCCAAAACAAAUCUCCGACCCGUAUCGGUGUGCGCCGGUCUAUAAAUUUUUAUAAUUUAUUAUCUUUUCUACAUUCUCUUAAGACUUUCACACUUUCGACAGCUACACAACUAUAAUAUUUAACUUGUUCAAGCACCACAAGUUUCUUCACAAUGUCUGAAGCGGAAAACCUGCCAACUUCAGCUGCUGUAGCUGAAGAUGCAGUGGUUUCAGCUGAAGUCAACCUGGAAGACUUCGUGGAUGAUGGCAAGAACAAGAAGACGCUGGCGUGCAAGUACUGCGGCUGCAAGAUCCUGGAGAACGGCUGCGGGAAAUACGUGCAUCUCGAGAGAAGUCUGCCGGCCGAGCUACAGGAUAAGAGGAAAACAGACGGAUACGUACAUGAGAAACUAGUCCACUACUUCAUAGUAGAAAACAUGUAUACAUUUGAUAACAUAGGAUUCACUCACACUAUAGACGAGACAAAGUAUCUUAGUUGUGCGGACUGUGACGCCGGACCCAUUGGGUACUUUGAUGUGGAGAGCAAACACAGCUAUGUAGGCAUGACCAGGGUAAAACAUAUUUAAUUUGCUAGCUUAUUUGUUAAGGCCAAUAUCUUAGAUUAACAAUAUAUUAAAAAGAUGGAGUCAGUGCAAAAGAAAUGUCUUGACACUAAUAAUACCCUACUUCUACAACUGAGUGAUUAUUUUGAAGUUUUUGGCUUUGUUUUUGUAUGUGAUGUG
Plutella xylostella (diamondback moth) is the source of this 722-nucleotide messenger RNA. RefSeq names its product RAB interacting factor STRAT (gene strat). Gene Ontology annotation, cellular component: cytosol; membrane. The record is from RefSeq and is a predicted model, not a curated record. Gene Ontology annotation, biological process: post-Golgi vesicle-mediated transport; small GTPase-mediated signal transduction. NCBI's taxonomy places the organism in Eukaryota, Metazoa, Arthropoda, Insecta, Lepidoptera, Plutellidae. Gene Ontology annotation, molecular function: guanyl-nucleotide exchange factor activity; zinc ion binding.